CCCUAACAAUUUUAAGCCCUCCCUCGUCCUCUCCCUCUGCCUCUGGCUUGCCGACCUUCUUUUCUUACGUGCCCUUUGCUUCCUCUCUCACCAAUGGAGUCCAAGAUUAAGACUUGGAGAAGAUGACCAUCACUGCAAGCUUACAGAUAACCAAACCUCCGCCGAAUCCUGGGGUGCUGAAAUCGCCGUGUCUCAUAUCCCACGUGUUCCCAAGAUCCUAUAAUCGGCGAGGUCGGUGGUCCACAAAGUGCUGGGUCGGCAAGCAGAGGACUGAUCAGCCUGUAAUCGACCACAUCAUCAAUGUCCUUGCUGACGAAGACUUCGAUUUCAGCGUCGACAGCAAGGGGGCUUUCGAAGCCAUCGGAGAGCUUCUUGUCGGAGCUGAAUACUUCACCAACUUCUUUGAACAUCCUGUUCCAUAUAAUCAAUUAACAGAGUGGAAGUAUAUAUAUGUUAUAAAAGCUGCGGGAAUUGAAGAGGUUGGAAUGCUUGGCAGGAUCCUUGGAGAAUAUAUUAAUGAACUACAUUGGAAGAUGGAGAUUGUAAAGAUUUAGUGGGUAUAGGCAACCAUCUUGUAUAUAUUUUUUUCCCCUAGAAUUACAAACUGUUUUUGUUUACAUUUUCCUUUUGUUGUAAUCUUAUUGUCUUUCGUACACAUUAUAUUAGUAUUAGUUGGUGUUUAAUGAAUUUUGUAGUACAUGAUAAAUGUUUAAUAAAGUAUUAUUCUUUUAUGUUAA
Messenger RNA from Ziziphus jujuba (common jujube), 737 nucleotides. RefSeq lists its product as uncharacterized. The record is from RefSeq and is a predicted model, not a curated record. Bases 123 to 554 code for a protein of 143 amino acids. The transcript has 3 exons. Lineage: Eukaryota; Viridiplantae; Streptophyta; Magnoliopsida; Rosales; Rhamnaceae.